AUGCAUGCCUUGCAACGGCCAUACUCGCUGGACCCCUCUCAAUGCUGCCGGUGCGGACGGGAAAUUCCUCGUCCUCGUCGCUCUCAACCUCCCAUCGCCGUGCAGGAAGAAAUCCCACUCACAAGGUCGAGUGCAGGCAGCUCUUCAAAACGGACAAUGGCCGGGCCACAUGGUGGUAUCCCGUUCCUGAAAGCAGACAUCGAUUCACCUGGUUCAGGCAGCUGGUUGCACGGCGCCAGAGCGAUGGGCGCCCCCUGCCAUGCCGGAACUCCGGAAAAGGGAUGCGGUGGACGCUUAGACUCGGAGAGAGUGCGCCAGAGCCAGAGCGCGAGCGCUGUCCUGACGCUCCAAGAGCAGCUGCAAGGGGCCGAGGCGAUGCUGGUCACUUGCAACCAGAUGGUCGAGGCUGCAUGGGCCCUCGCGUCGCAACGACUUACUGCGUUCGACAGUCGCUUGUCGCAGCUCGACCUCAAGCUCGCUGCGCUGUCUCAGAAGCAAAACCAGGUGCAUGAGGACACCCUGCCUGCCCUGCCUCGACCUGAAGCCGACGCCGACCGGGGGCGGUUGUCACUCCUCGAGCAGCGCUUCGAGGCUCUCGAAGAGAGAAUCAGCAUGCCAUCUUCGCCAGAGAAGGAUGGCUUCGGCCUUCGCCUGGCCUCCCUUUCAGAACGCCUUGCAGCAGAGGCUCGUGUACGCGAAGAGCAAUUUCGCAGGUUGGAGUCCAUGUUUCGUGCCCAUCUGACGAAGGACUCCGAGAGGUCUGAGACUCGGACUCGAAAUGCAUUCGCUGGCCAGUCGUCCUUGGAGGUCGAACCUACUGGGGCUGUUCGAGGAAUGAGACAAUGUGAAUCUGCCGACGGUUUCUGGAAUGCGUCUCUCACAUUACCGCGGCCAAAGGUACCACUAUGCCUCGCAGGUCUUUCGGCUUCAACCCCGGCGCUGAGGAGUUCUGGUUCUGGAGCCGAGCAGUUCUCCAACUUGUCUUCGACUCUCGGGCCGAGCAUGCCAAGAGGCUCGUGA
Symbiodinium sp. CCMP2592 is the source of this 1020-nucleotide messenger RNA. The record is from the annotation of a GenBank genome assembly. Lineage: Eukaryota; Dinophyceae; Suessiales; Symbiodiniaceae.